GCCUAGUUAAGACUUAAGAGACCCUACUAGUGAAAGGCUGGAAGCGACAGAGUGAGAGAGCAAUCCACCUCUAUAUAAAACCCCUCUCUUCUCAUAUAGCGAGGGCACAAACGAAGGGGAAAACAGAAAGAGAGGAAAAAAAAUAAAAAAGCAGCAUAGACCCACCCAACCCUUAUUUUCUCUUUGCUUUCGCCUUUCGCUUCUUCUUAUUCUUCUCCUCCUUCUUCUUCCUCGGAUGUAUAUGCAUCCAUCGCUCUUCUCUCUCCAUACCCAGUCUCUGAAAGUAGAUUGAGGUGAGAUGGCAACCCUAAGAUCGAGCUUGCCGUCGCGGCUGCGGCAACUUUUGUCGGGCGAAGCCGCCAUGGGUCCGGCUCUCAGACUCGGCGACUCUGAGCCGCCUCCUAAAAUUAAAGCAUUCAUUGAUAAGGUGAUUCAGAGUCCAUUACAAGAUAUAGCGAUACCUCUUUCUGGAUUCCAUUGGGAGUACAGUAAGGGGAAUUUUCAUCAUUGGAGGCCACUGUUUCUGCAUUUUGAUACAUACUUCAAGACAUACUUGUCUUGUAGGAAUGACCUCCUUUUGUCAGAUAAUACUUUAGAAGAUGAUAGUCCUUUUCCGAAGCAUGCAGUUCUACAAAUUUUACGAGUGAUGCAAAUAAUUUUAGAGAAUUGCCAUAACAAGAGUUCAUUUGGUGGCUUAGAGCAUUUCAAGCUCCUGCUUACAUCAACAGAUCCUGAAAUUCUUAUAGCCACAUUGGAGACUCUUUCUGCAUUAGUUAAAAUAAAUCCCUCCAAGCUACAUGGGAGUGGGAAGCUUAUUGGAUGUGGAUCUGUGAAUGGCUGUCUACUGUCUCUAGCACAGGGAUGGGGGAGCAAGGAGGAAGGCCUGGGUUUAUAUUCAUGUGUUAUGGCAAAUGAGAGAACCCAAGAGGAAGGGCUUAGUUUGUUUCCAUCAGACAUGGAAAAUGAUCGUGACAAAUCCCAGUACCGAUUAGGUUCUACUCUGUAUUUUGAAUUGCAUGGUGUCAAUUCCGAAAGCACUGAGGAGACCAGUAGUGCAAAAUCUUCUAACUUGAGUGUUAUCCACAUCACAGAUCUGCAUUUGCGGAAAGAAGAUGAUCUAUUACUGAUGAAACAAUAUAUUGAGCAGUACAAUGUUCCUCCUGAGCUUCGGUUUUCAUUGUUGACCAGGAUCAGAUAUGCUCGUGCCUUCCGUUCUCCCAGAAUUUGCAGACUGUACAGCAGGAUCUGCCUUCUUGCAUUCAUUGUUCUUGUUCAAUCUAAUGAUGCCCAUGAUGAGCUGGUAUCCUUUUUUGCCAAUGAGCCAGAAUAUACCAAUGAAUUAAUUAGGAUUGUGAGGUCUGAAGAAACUGUCCCUGGAACUAUUAGAACCCUUGCAAUGCUUGCCUUAGGUGCUCAAUUAGCUGCAUAUUCAGCAUCUCAUGAGCGUGCUCGGAUUUUGAGUGGAUCUAGCAUCAAUUUUGCUGGAGGUAACCGCAUGAUUCUCCUCAAUGUGCUCCAGAGGGCGGUUUUGUCACUGAAUAACUCCAAUGACCCAUCAUCUCUUGCCUUUGUUGAAGCACUUCUGCAGUUCUAUUUACUCCAUGUUAUAUCUUCUUCUUCUAGUUCUGGGAGUGUCAUCAGGGGUUCAGGAAUGGUUCCCACAUUUUUACCUCUUUUAGAAGAUUCUGAUCCUACUCAUAUGCAUCUUGUCUGUUUUGCUGUGAAAACUUUACAAAAGCUCAUGGACUACAGUAGUGCAGCAGUUUCCCUGUUUAAAGAUUUGGGGGGUGUAGAACUUUUAGCAAGGAGACUGCAGAUAGAAGUACACAGGGUUAUUGGUUUAGCUGGAGCAAAUGAUAGUUCAAUGAUCAUUGGUGAAAGCUCAGGAUACAGUGAUGAUCAGUUAUACUCACAGAAGAGGCUCAUUAGGGUUUUGUUGAAGGCGCUUGGGUCUGCUACUUAUAUCCCCGCAAACUCUACGAGAUCCCAAAACUCCCAUGAUAAUUCUUUACCUGUCACUCUGUCACUGAUAUUUGGUAAUGUAGAAAAAUUUGGAGGUGACAUUUAUUUUUCAGCUGUGACUGUCAUGAGCGAAAUUAUCCAUAAAGACCCUACUUGUUUUUCUGCUUUGCAUGAAUUGGGUCUUCCUGAUGCAUUUUUAUCUUCAGUAGUGGCUGGAAUACUUCCUUCUUCAAAGGCUCUCACAUGUAUUCCUAAUGGUCUCGGUGCCAUUUGUCUUAAUGUGAAAGGCUUAGAGGCAGUGAAAGAAACUUCGGCAUUGCGGUUCCUUGUGGACAUUUUUACCACCAAGAAAUAUGUAGUAGCAAUGAAUGAAGCUAUCGUUCCCUUGGCCAAUGCUGUGGAAGAGCUUUUGCGUCAUGUAUCGUCAUUACGAAGCACUGGUGUUGACAUAAUUAUUGAAAUUGUUGAUAGAAUUGCUUCAAUAGGGGAUGAUAAUGUGGGGUCAUCAGGAAAAGUUAAUGGGACCACUGCAAUGGAGAUGGAUUCUGAAGACAAAGAAAAUGAUGGCCAUUGCUGUCUGGUUGGUUCAGUAGAUUCAGCUGCAGAAGGCAUCAGUAAUGAGCAGUUCAUCCAACUUUGCAUCUUUCAUGUGAUGGUUCUGGUUCACAGAACAAUGGAAAAUUCUGAAACUUGUCGGUUAUUUGUGGAGAAGUCAGGGAUUGAAGCUCUACUGAAGCUUCUGCUACGGCCUAAUAUUGCCCAGUCUUCUGAAGGAAUGUCUAUUGCUUUACACAGCACCAUGGUCUUCAAGGGCUUUACUCAGCAUCACUCAGCUCCACUCGCACGUGCUUUCUGCUCCUCUCUUAGGGAUCAUUUGAAGAAAGCUUUGACUGGAUUUAGUGUUGCCUCAGGCUCCUUUUUGCUGGAUCCUAGGUUAACACCUGAUAGUGGAAUUUUUCCUUCACUUUUCCUUGUUGAAUUCCUUCUAUUUCUUGCUGCCUCCAAAGACAAUCGUUGGGUAACUGCAUUGCUUACAGAAUUUGGAAAUGAUAGCAAGGAUGUUUUGGAAGAUAUUGGACGUGUACAACGUGAAGUCCUAUGGCAGAUUGCUCUCCUUGAAGAUGCCAAGAUUGAGACAGAAGAUGAUGGUGCUAGUUCUUUUGCUGAGUCACAACAAUCAGAACCGAACGCAAAUGAUAGUGAAGAGCAAAGAUUCAACUCCUUUAGGCAGUUUCUUGACCCAUUACUGAGAAGGAGAAUGUCAGGAUGGAGUGUUGAAUCCCAAUUUUUUGAUCUUCUAAACUUGUAUCGUGACCUUGGCCGUGCUACUGGCCUUCAACGACUAACUGCUGAUGGUUCUUCAAACUUGCGGCUUGGAGCAAGUCAUCAAUUGCAUCAUUCGGCUUCUUCUGAUUCUACUGGAGUCAUUAGUAAAAAGGAAGAUGAGAAGCAGAGAUCCUAUUAUUCUUCUUGCUGUGACAUGGUUAGAUCACUUUCUUUUCACAUUACCCAUUUGUUUCAAGAGUUAGGAAAGGCCAUGCUGCUUCCUCGACGACGUGAUGAUACUCUGAAUGUGUCCCCUUCUUCAAAAUCUGUGGUUUCUACUUUUGCUUCUAUUGCUCUGGACCACAUGAAUUUUGGGGGUCAUGUAAAUCCAUCUGGGUCAGAGGUAUCCAUAUCAACAAAGUGUCGCUACUUUGGCAAGGUUAUUGAUUUCAUUGAUGGCAUUCUACUGGACAGGCCGGAUUCCUGUAAUCCUGUUCUGGUGAAUUGCUUGUAUGGACAUGGGGUUGUUCAGUCAGUUUUGACUACAUUUGUAGCUACCAGUCAAUUGCUUUUUACGGUUAACAGGGCUCCUGCUUCACCUAUGGAGACUGAUGAUGGGAUUUCAAAGCAGGAUGAAAAGGAUGAAACUGAUAAUUCAUGGAUUUAUGGUCCCUUAGCUAGCUAUGGAAAACUAAUGGACCAUCUGGUGACAUCAUCCUUUAUUUUAUCUCCUUUUACAAAGCACCUACUUGCCCAACCCCUGAUCAAUGGUGAUAUUCCUUUUCCUCGGGAUGCUGAGACAUUUGUAAAGGUCCUCCAGUCCAUGGUACUGAAGGUGGUGCUUCCAGUUUGGACGAAUCCACAAUUUACUGAUUGUAGUUAUGAUUUCAUUACAACAAUCAUUUCUAUCAUCCGGCACAUUUAUUCUGGAGUUGAAGUGAAAAAUGUCAAUAGCAAUGCCAGUGCUCGAAUAACUGGUCCUCCUCCAAAUGAGACAGCUAUUUCAACAAUUGUAGAGAUGGGCUUUUCCAGAUCUAGAGCAGAAGAAGCUCUGCGGCAAGUUGGAGCAAACAGCGUGGAGUUGGCAAUGGAGUGGUUGUUUUCCCACCCAGAAGAAACUCAAGAAGAUGAUGAACUUGCUCGUGCACUUGCCAUGUCACUUGGGAACUCUGGAUCUGAUGCAAAGGAAGAGGUUGCAAAUGAAAGCACUCAGCAUCUUGAAGAAGAAGUUAUCCAACUUCCUCCUGUUGAAGAGUUGUUAUCCACAUGUACAAAGCUACUGCAGAUGAAGGAGCCUCUAGCUUUUCCAGUUCGAGACCUGCUUGUGAUGAUUUGCUCCCAAAAUGAUGGUCAAUACAGGUCUAGCGUUAUUACUUUUAUCAUAGACCAGAUGAAGCUUUGUAGUUUGACCUCAGAGAGUGGAAACGUAAUUAUGCUAUCUGCUCUUUUUCAUGUUCUUGCUCUUAUUCUUCAUGAAGAUGCAGUGGCACGAGAAGUUGCCUUCAAGAAUGGUCUGGUUAAACUUGCUACAGAUUUACUUUCACGAUGGGAUUCUGGUGCAUGUGACAGCGAGAAACCUCAAGUUCCAAAAUGGGUAACAGCAGCUUUUCUUGCUAUUGACCGGCUGCUGCAGGUGGAUCAAAAAUUGAAUUCAGAACUUGCAGAGCAGUUGAAGAAGGAUGAUGUCAGUAGUCAGCAGACGACUAUAACCAUUGAUGAUGAUAAGCAGAACAAAUUGCAGGCCACACUGGGAUUAUCUCCUAAGCAUAUAGAUAUGCAUGAGCAGAAGAGACUUAUUGAGAUUGCUUGUAAUUGUAUCAGGAACCAGCUUCCAUCUGAAACAAUGCAUGCUGUUCUACAGCUGUGCUCUACUCUUACCAGAACUCAUUCCAUUGCUGUUAAUUUUCUUGAUGAUGGAGGCUUACCCAUGCUUCUGUCUUUGCCAACAAGUAGCCUCUUUUCUGGGUUUGACAAUGUUGCUGCUACUAUAAUCCGGCAUGUCCUUGAGGAUCCUCAAACUCUACAGCAAGCAAUGGAAUCUGAAAUACGGCACAGUCUUGUGGCUGCUGCUAACAGGCAUUCCAAUGGAAGGCUGACUCCCCGCAACUUUCUUUUAAAUUUGACUUCUGUCAUUUCAAGGGAUCCAAUGAUUUUUAUGCAGGCUGCUCAGUCUGUCUGCCAAGUUGAGAUGGUUGGUGAAAGACUGUAUAUCGUGUUGCUGAAAGAUCGUGACAAAGAUAAAUGUAAAGAGAAAGAAAAAGAGAAAGAGAAAGCAACAGAGAAAGAUAGGAAUAAUGAUGGAAAGGUCACAUUGGGUAAUGCAAGCUCAAUAGCCCCUACAGGUGGGCAUGGAAAACUAACUGAUCCAAACUCCAAAAAUUCCAAGGUUCAUCGGAAACCUCCUCAGAGUUUUGUAAAUGUGAUUGAGCUUCUUUUGGAUUCAGUAAUUAGUUUUGUACCUCCCUCGAAAGAUGAAACUGUGGUAAAUGUGCCCCUUGACAGCCCCUCAUUAGCUGCCAUGGACAUUGAUGUUGCUGCAAGUAAGGGGAAAGGAAAAGCCAUUGUCACUACACCUGAAGAGAAUGAUUUCAAUAACCAGGAAGCUUCUGCAUCUCUUGCUAAGAUUGUGUUCAUUUUGAAGCUUUUGACAGAGAUUCUCUUGAUGUAUUCUUCAUCUGUUAAUGUUCUACUCCGAAAGGAUGCUGAAGUUAGUGGCUGCAGGGCUCCCCCUCAAAGGGGUCCUACUGUGUACUGCAUUACUGGAAUAUUCCACCAUAUUCUUCACAGGUUUCUUCCAUAUUCCAGAAAUUCCAAAAAGGAAAAGAAAAUUGAUGGUGAUUGGAUGCAUAAACUAGCAACCCGGGCUAGCCAAUUUUUAGUGGCAGCUUGUGUUCGCUCUACAGAAGCAAGGAGAAGGGUUUUCACAGAGAUCAGUAAUAUACUUAAUGACUUUGUUGAUUCAUCUAAUGGUUUUAGGCCACCCGGCAAUGAUAUCCAAGCUUUUAUUGAUCUGCUCAAUGAUGUAUUGGCUGCUCGGUCACCUACAGGUGCUUAUAUCUCAGCAGAAGCUUCAGCUACUUUCAUAGAUGUGGGUCUUGUUAGGUCAUUGACUCGAACUCUCCAAGCAUUGGACUUGGAUCAUGUUGACUCACCAAAAGCUGUUACGGGGCUUAUCAAGGCGCUGGAGGUGGUAACCAAAGAACAUGUCCAUUCUGCUGAUUCUAAUACAGGUAAGGGUGAGAAUUCUACAAAGCCUCCUGAUCACAAUCAACCUGGAAGAGUAGAUGAUAGUGCUGAUGUAUCACAAUCCAUGGAAACUUCAUCUCAACCUAAUCAUGAUGUUACUGCAGCUGAUCAUGUUGAGUCUUUUAAUACCACUCAAACCUAUGGUGGGUCUGAGGCUGUUACUGAUGAUAUGGAACAUGACCAGGAUCUAGAUGGAGGUUUUGUUCCUUCUACUGAAGAUGAUUAUAUGCAUGAAACUUCUGGGGAUCCAAGGGUUAUGGAAAAUGGCAUUGAUACUGUGGGUAUUCGAUUUGAAAUACAACCACAAGAAAAUCUUGUUGACGAAGAUGAUGAUGAGAUGUCAGGAGAUGAUGGAGAUGAAGUAGAUGAAGAUGAAGAUGAGGAUGAUGAGGAGCAUAAUGAUCUUGAAGAAGAUGAAGUCCAUCACUUGCCACAUCCCGACACAGAUCAAGAUGAUCAUGAGAUUGAUGAUGAUGAGUUUGAUGAGGAGGUCAUGGAGGAGGAUGAUGAGGAUGAUGAAGAUGAUGAGGAUGGAGUUAUACUUAGGCUGGAGGAAGGCAUAAAUGGAAUAAAUGUUUUUGACCAUAUUGAGGUUUUUGGUAGGGACCAUAGCUUUUCUAAUGAAACUCUCCAUGUGAUGCCAGUUGAAGUUUUUGGCUCUAGACGUCAUGGUCGUACCACAUCUAUUUAUAAUCUCUUGGGAAGAACUGGUGACAAUGCUGCACCCUCUCGACAUCCUCUUUUGGUGGAACCAUCAUCCUCACUACAAACACCCCCUCUGAGACAGUCAGAGAAUGCCCGUGAUGUGAUCUUAUCUGAUAGGAAUUCGGAGAACACUGCAUCACGGUUGGAUACAAUUUUCCGAUCACUGAGGAAUGGGCGUCAUGGACACCGACUCAAUCUUUGGGUGGAUGAUAACCAGCAAGGUGGUGGAUCAAAUGCAUCUGCUGUUCCCCAAGGCCUUGAAGAGUUGCUUGUUUCUCAGUUGAGGCGGCCUGCCCCUGAGAAACCUUCUGAUGAGAAUACAACAGUUGAACAUGAAAGUAAGCCCCAGGUUAGUCAAUCACAAGAAUCAGAAGCAGACAUAAGGCCUGAAACUGCUGUUGAAAACAAUGUGAACAAUGAACCCAGUUGUGUGCCUCCCCCUACUUCUGUUGCAAUGGAUAGCAUUGAUAAUGCUGAUACAAGACCUGCAGCCACCGAAUCUCUGCAAGGAACAGAUGCAUCAAGUAUGCAUUCUCAAUCUGUUGAAAUGCAGUUUGAACACAAUGAGGCAGCUGUGCGGGAUGUUGAAGCAGUGAGCCAAGAAAGUAGUGGGAGCGGGGCAACACUAGGGGAAAGCCUUCGGAGCCUAGACGUUGAAAUUGGAAGUGCUGAUGGGCAUGAUGAUGGUGGAGAGAGGCAAGGUUCAGCAGAUAGAAUGCCUUUGGGUGAUAUGCAGGCAACUCGAACAAGAAGGACCAAUGUGUCCUUUGGGAAUUCUACACCACUAAGCGGUAGAGAUGCAUCUCUUCACAGUGUAACUGAAGUUUCUGAAAAUCCUAGCCAAGAAGCAGAUCAGGUUGGUCCUGGGGAGGAGCAGCAAAUCAAUGCCGAUGCUGAUUCUGGAUCCAUUGAUCCUGCUUUCCUGGAUGCUCUGCCUGAGGAGCUGCGAGCCGAAGUUCUUUCUGCUCAACAGGGUCAGGUGGCACAGCCUUCAAACACUGAACAGCAAAAUACUGGAGAUAUUGAUCCAGAAUUCCUGGCAGCCCUUCCGCCGGACAUCCGAGCAGAAGUUCUGGCUCAACAACAAGCACAAAGGCUGCAUCAAUCACAGGAACUGGAAGGCCAACCAGUUGAAAUGGAUACUGUCUCAAUAAUUGCAACAUUUCCAUCGGAUCUGCGAGAAGAGGUUCUCUUAACAUCAUCUGAUGCUAUCCUUGCCAAUCUCACUCCUGCUCUUGUUGCUGAAGCAAACAUGCUCCGUGAAAGGUUUGCACAUCGUUAUCAUAAUCGUACCCUCUUUGGUAUGUACCAUAGAAACCGCAGAGGUGAGUCUUCAAGAAGGGGUGAAGGUAUUGGAUCCAGCCUGGACAGAGCUGGUGGAAGCAUUGUUCCACGCAGGUCUAUGGGAGGCAAACUUGUUGAAGCUGAUGGGGCUCCUUUAGUUGAUACAGAAGCUUUGAAAGCUAUGAUUCGGUUGCUUCGUGUUGUCCAGCCACUUUAUAAAGGACAGCUGCAAAGGCUUCUCUUGAAUUUAUGUGCUCACAGUGAAACCCGAAUUGCUCUGGUGAAACUCCUCAUGGACAUGCUGAUGCUUGACACGAGGAAGCCUGCCAAUCAUUUAAACACUUCUGAGCCAUCAUAUCGGCUUUAUGCUUGCCAAAGUCAUGUGAUGUAUUCUCGUCCUCAAUAUUUUGAUGGAGUUCCUCCCUUGGUGUCUCGACGUAUUCUCGAAACAAUGACCUACCUGGCUCGAAAUCACCCUUAUGUGGCAAAAAUUUUGCUUCAGUAUAGGCUUCCUCAUCCGCCCUUACAGGAGCCAGAGAACCUUGAUCAGGUACGUGGCAAGGCUGUGAUGGUGAUUGAGGAUGAAGUUGUAGAUAAAAAGCUGCAUCAGGAAGGAUACCUGUCUGUUGCUUUGCUGUUGAGUCUCUUGAAUCAGCCCCUUUAUUUGAGGAGUAUAGCUCAUCUGGAGCAGCUUCUAAAUUUAUUGGAGGUCAUCAUUGACGAUGUGGAAAGCAAGUCAAGUGUGUCUGACAAAUCUGGGCCAUCAUCUACUGGGCAGCCAUCUGGCCCUCAGGUUUCUAUAUCAGAUGCUGAGAUAAAUGCAGACUCUGGUGGUGUUUCUGGGGUUGGAGUUACAUCAUCCAAAGUUGAUGAUUCCUCCAAACCUUCAGCUUUUGGUUCACAUAGAGAAUGUGAUGCCCAUAGUGUACUGCUUAACCUACCUCAAUCAGAACUUCGACUUUUAUGCUCAUUGCUUGCACGAGAAGGUUUGUCAGACAAUGCAUAUUCGCUUGUGGCGGAGGUACUGAAGAAGUUAGUGGCAAUUGCUCCAACUCAUUGUCAUCUGUUUAUCACUGAGCUAGCAUUUUCUGUGCAAAAUUUGACUAAAUCUGCAAUGGAUGAAUUGCACACUUUUGGAGAAACUGAAAAGGCACUCCUUAGUUCAUCAUCUUCUGAUGGAGCUGCAAUUCUGAGAGUUCUGUUGGCAUUAAGUUCUCUUGUUGCCUCACUUAAUGAGAAGGAGAAGGAUCAGCAAGUUCUUCCUGAAAAGGAGCAGACUGCUGCUCUUUCUCAGGUAUGGGAUAUCCAUGCAGCCUUAGAACCUUUGUGGCUAGAGCUAAGCACUUGCAUAAGCAAAAUAGAGAGCUAUUCAGAUUCUGCAACUGUUUUGCCAACCAUAUCUAUAAUCUCCACAUCUAAACCAUCUGGUGCAAUGCCUCCACUUCCCGCGGGCAGUCAGAACAUCUUACCAUACAUAGAGUCAUUCUUUGUGAUGUGUGAGAAAUUACAUCCUGGGCAGCCAGGUGCAAGUCAGGACUUCAGUCUUGCUGCAGUUUCUGAUGUCGAGGAUGCCAGUACUUCUGAUGGCCAACAGAAAACUCCAGUGUCUGUUCUGAAAGUUGAUGAAAAACACAUUGCUUUUGUGAAGUUCUCAGAGAAGCACCGGAAGCUCCUAAAUGCUUUUAUCCGGCAAAACCCUGGGUUGCUAGAGAAGUCUUUCUCACUCAUGUUGAAGGUUCCCCGCUUUAUUGAUUUUGACAACAAGCGUUCCCACUUUAGGUCAAAGAUAAAGCAUCAACAUGAUCAUCAUCACAGUCCUUUAAGAAUUUCAGUGAGAAGAGCUUACAUUCUUGAAGAUUCAUAUAACCAACUGCGCAUGCGGUCGACUCAAGAUUUAAAAGGGAGAUUGACUGUUCACUUCCAAGGUGAGGAAGGUAUUGAUGCAGGUGGGCUUACAAGGGAAUGGUAUCAGUCGUUGUCCAGGGUUAUUUUUGACAAGGGAGCUCUACUAUUUACAACAGUGGGCAAUGAAUCAACAUUUCAGCCAAACCCCAACUCAGUUUACCAAACAGAACAUCUCUCAUACUUUAAGUUUGUUGGCAGAGUUGUUGGAAAAGCACUUUUUGAUGGACAACUUCUGGAUGUCCAUUUCACUCGAUCUUUCUACAAGCAUAUACUAGGGGUAAAAGUUACAUAUCAUGAUAUUGAAGCCAUUGAUCCUGAUUACUUCAAAAACCUAAAAUGGAUGCUUGAGAAUGAUAUAACUGAUGUUCUAGACGUUACUUUUAGCAUUGAUGCUGAUGAGGAGAAAUUGAUAUUGUAUGAAAGGAAUGAGGUGACAGACUGUGAAUUGAUCCCGGGUGGAAGGAACAUUCGAGUUACUGAGGAUAACAAGCAUAAAUAUGUUGAUUUGGUUGCUGAGCAUCGGUUGACUACUGCUAUUCGUCCUCAAAUAAAUGCAUUUUUGGAAGGAUUCAAUGAAUUAAUUCCUCGGGAUUUAAUAUCCAUUUUUAAUGAUAAGGAACUAGAAUUGUUGAUAAGUGGGCUUCCAGAUAUUGAUUUGGACGACAUGAGGGCAAAUACCGAGUAUUCUGGCUAUAGUCCUGCGUCCCCUGUCAUCCAAUGGUUUUGGGAGGUUGUUCAAAGUCUAAGCAAGGAGGAUAAGGCUCGGCUUCUUCAGUUUGUGACUGGAACCUCAAAGGUUCCUUUGGAGGGCUUCAGUGCACUUCAAGGAAUUUCUGGCUCCCAGAAGUUCCAGAUUCACAAGGCAUAUGGAAGCCCCGAUCACUUGCCUUCUGCACAUACAUGUUUCAACCAGCUAGAUCUGCCAGAGUAUCCUUCUAAACAACAUCUAGAGGAGAGACUGCUUCUUGCAAUUCAUGAAGCUAACGAAGGAUUUGGAUUUGGUUAAGUUUUGCAAUUGGAGCAUAAAGUUAUUGUGUAGAUAAAUAUUAUGUCCAAAGGUAUCAAAGAAAUUGGAUAGUAAAGGUGGCAAAUGAGAAUUCUGUUAAUAUACUGUACAGUUUAUAUUUGCUAUGGCAAAUGCUGCUGGCAGUUCUUUCUCUUUUUCUUCUCUCUUUUUGGCCAGUCUGCUCUUGUUUCUUCAUUUCUAAGAUAUUUUCUUUUUCUGAGUCA
Messenger RNA from Vitis vinifera (wine grape), 11598 nucleotides. RefSeq names its product E3 ubiquitin-protein ligase UPL2. Gene Ontology annotation, molecular function: protein binding; ubiquitin-protein transferase activity. Bases 299 to 11374 code for a protein of 3691 amino acids. The record is from RefSeq and is a predicted model, not a curated record. Lineage: Eukaryota; Viridiplantae; Streptophyta; Magnoliopsida; Vitales; Vitaceae. Gene Ontology annotation, biological process: proteasome-mediated ubiquitin-dependent protein catabolic process; protein polyubiquitination; positive regulation of protein catabolic process. The transcript has 17 exons.